AUGCCAAAUAAACGUAAGAAAAAUACUUUGUCUUUGGAAACCAAAGUGCAGAUCUUGGAAAAGCUUGACCAAGGUAUUCAAGGGAAGCGGUUAGCCCUAGAAUUUGAUGUGGCGCCAUCUGCAAUCACCUAUAUCAAAUCUAUGAAAUCAUCAAUUUUAAGCGCUGUUUCUAAUACCUAUCAUAAGGCUAACAAAAAAUCAUUGCAUUUCGCUGAAUAUCCAAAAUUGGAAUGUACAUUAACUGGGCCAAUACUAAAGGAGAAAGCCAAACAAAUAUUCAAAGUGGAAUUAAAAAUUUGUGGCGAGAUUCUCUGUAGUGAUGUUGCUUCAGUCUCCCCGUUUAUUCACAGAUUUCGUGCAAAAGUCGAUGAGAUGGGGCUGAUGGAGUCACAAAUAUAUAAUGUAGAUGAAACCGGAUUAUUUUACCGUUGUUUACCUGACAAAACAUACGUCUCUCUUUUCGAGAAUACUGAUGGAUCACAUAAAUUAAUGCCAUUAGUAAUUGGAAAAGCAAAAAAACCAAGAAGUUUCCAAGGAUUCAAUAAUCCACUCCAUUACAACUUUUCAAAAAAUGCUUGGAUGACAUCUCGGAUUUUUCAUGAUUGGUUUCACAAGAUAUUUAUUCAUGAGGUGAUUCGGUUCUCUCAGGAAAAUAAUUUGCCUCCGAAGGCAAUUUUGCUAAUUGAUAACUGCUCUGCUCAUGCACCAAUUGAGAAACUUCAAAGCGACGAUGGAAAUAUAAUUGCAUUUUUCUUUCUACCAAAUGUAACAGCAACUUUACAACCAAUGGAUCAGAAUCCUAUUAAGUUAACCAAGCUAAACUACAGAAGUAUGCUUCUUUCUCAAUUAAUUGCUGAAGGAGGUGACCUCAAGGUUCGCUUGAAAUCCUUUUCAAUUCGAAAUGCAAUCAUGCUAUUAAAGCAAGCUUGGUAUGAUGUUCCAGAAAGAGUAAUAAAAAAGUCCUGGUCAAAGUUGAACAACUGGGACUCUGAUCAGUAUGAAAGUGAUGACGAUGAUGUGCCACUAGCACAGCUACUGCAAAAAGAUCAAGACUGCAAUGGAGCUCUUCAGGCAGCUCAAGCACUUUUAACAGAAAUAGAACCAACUAAUAACAUUAGCAUACCAGAAAUUGAAAUAUGGAACAAUGAUGUGCUUGAUGACGACCCUGCACAUGAUCUCAAUAGCGAUGAUGAGUCUUCAGGUAGCAGCGAAUUUGAUGACCGGGAGGUCUUACCAGUUGUCUUUACUUCUACAGCCAUUGAAAGCGUCAAUAAUUUAAUAAAAUGGUAUACUUAUAGUGAAUCGUUUUCCGCAAAGCACACAAGCAAUCUGCUAGCUCUUCGCAAUGAGAUUGUUAUUGCAGAAACAAAUAAAAGGAAGAAGCAAACAGCAAUAACAGACUACAUGCCUGCAAAUUAG
Messenger RNA from Anastrepha ludens (Mexican fruit fly), 1419 nucleotides. Its product is annotated as jerky protein homolog-like. The transcript has 4 exons. Lineage: Eukaryota; Metazoa; Arthropoda; Insecta; Diptera; Tephritidae. The coding region runs from base 1 to 1419 and encodes 472 amino acids. Gene Ontology annotation, cellular component: nucleus. Gene Ontology annotation, molecular function: DNA binding. The record is from RefSeq and is a predicted model, not a curated record.